Molecule: messenger RNA, 1266 nt
Organism: Cyclocybe aegerita
Lineage: Eukaryota; Fungi; Basidiomycota; Agaricomycetes; Agaricales; Hemipholiotaceae
Source: the annotation of a GenBank genome assembly
AUGUCCCAGAAAGCAAGGAAACGCGCGGGCUCGUUUCGUGUCCAGACAAAGCAUGAAGAGUUGGUAUUCUUGUCUCCUUCUAGUUCUGUACUGACGGAGCAGGAUGUUCCUACAGCGACGGGCACAACCAUAUCCUCGCCAGCGCCAUCCUUCCACAGACAGUCAGUGACCCCAGAGCGCAGCGCGUCUCCCGCCAACUUCGCCGCCCAGCAAGCAAAUAGGUCUAUCUUCGUUCGUUGGGUUAUUGACCCCAAGAUUUCGUUUAAGCUCCUCCUUCUCCCCCUGGUGCUCUACGCAAACUGGGAACUCAUCGCGCCAUAUGCUAAACCCGGGAUAGCGAACCCCUUCGCGCCUCUCUUCCUGCUUUCUGGGCUCGUCCCAGACUCGAAGCCUGACGACCCUCGCUACCAGAAAUCAUGGUGGGACUUCGCCUUCCUCGGAUACUACGUCGUCUUCUUCUCUUUCGUCCGUGAAGCUCUCCUCGUCAAUAUCUCACAACCUACUGCACGAUACUUUGGCCUCAAACGCGAAGCCAAGAUUGAACGCUUCGGAGAACAAGCUUACGCCUUCCUCUACUUUAUGUUUAUGGGUGCAUGGGGCUACCGCGUAAUGUCUUCAUUGCCCACGUAUUGGUACAACACGAACGAGUUCUGGGUUGGCUACCCUCACUGGGACAUGAAACCUGAACUCAAGCGCUACUACCUAAUGCAGUUUGCAUAUUGGUGGCAACAACUCCUCGUCCUCGUCUUGGGGUUGGAGAAGCCCCGGAAGGACUACAGAGAGCUGGUCGGCCAUCAUUUCGUCACCCUCUGGCUUGUCGGUUGGAGUUACCUCGUUAAUCUGACCUACAUUGGAAAUGCAGUCUACAUGAGCAUGGAUAUUCCUGAUAGUUUCUUGGCUUUCUCCAAACUCCUUAACUACAUCCAAUGGAACACCGCGAAGGUGUAUGCAUUUAUCGUGUUCUUCGUGAUUUGGUCAUACUUCCGCCACUAUUUGAACAUCAAAAUUUUGUGGUCGGUCUGGUUCGAGCAGCCCAACAUUCCGGAGUGGACUAAGCAAUGGAACUGGGCAGCAGGCACAUACAUGCCUGGGUGGAUGCGGUUCCAGAUCUUCCUUCCGUUGUUCCUCCUCCUCCUACUGAACUUCUUCUGGUACUCGUUCAUGGUCAAAAUCCUCCUGAGAGCCCUCACGACCGCGGAGGCAGAUGACGACAGAUCGGACGACGAGGACGAAGGUGGCGACGAACCCUCAGAGAAGAAGGCUUAG